AUGCCCAGACUUUAUCUGUGUCAAACGCCUGGGUCUAUCAUGUCAUGGCGUGACGAACAUCUCCGAUGGGAUCCAAAAGAAUAUAUGAACAUUGACCGAAUGCAUUUUGAUGAGCAGGAUAUAUGGGUGCCUGAUAUCAAAGUGUUCAAUACAGACGAAACCUCUAAUGUCCAUCCCUUCGGCGAAGUCCCAAUCCUCGUUGACAAUGACGGCAGGACUUACUGGUUCCCCCCUACGCACAUCCGGGUUCCUUGUGACCUCGACCUGUCCUUGUGGCCUAGCGAUGAGCAUGAGUGUGUCAUCAGGAUGGGGUCCUGGACACAUCGCGGGGAACAGCUUGACACGCAGCUCUUGGAGCAUAAUGGAACAGCUGUUUCUCUUGACGUGUACGAGAAAAACAAUCGUUGGGAGUUGUUGAAAGUAGAAGGCAAAAGGCAAGAGAUAACACUAAGUGAUGAGGACACUUAUUACGAAAUUGAUUUCCACUUUACUCUGAAGAGAAGAGCUCGUACCCAAGCCAUUUACAUCACACAGUCCACUCUGGCCAUGGUUGUGGUAGUGCUGGCGUCAUAUUGCCUGCCUCUCCGUCUCUAUUACACCCGGAUCGUCAUGCACCUGAUUUCUCUCGCCGUCUUGAUUGGCUGUUUCUUCACCCUCUUUUUUUACGCUGCAGCUAAAAGGGGACCAGUGCCACUUAUAGUGCGCUAUUAUUCUGGCACAAUCGUUCUCACAAGCAUCUCCCUCUUGUCAACAAUCUUGCUCACCACGCAGGCCUGUUGUUUCUCCUCCUCUUCUUAUUCUUCAUCUUCUAAGAGGCUGGUAGGAAUUGUGGCUUCACACACCUGGCCUCAGGAAUGUCAUCCAUGCGAAUUACAACCAACUCGACUCAGAGCUGGUGAAGAGCUGGAGGAGACUCGAACUCAGCCUUCGACGUCUCAGCAGUCCAGCACAGCCACAGAAGACAGCCAGAACAGUAUCACAGCACACAACAUUCGCAGGAUCAUCAACUUCCUUCUGUUCUUGCUCUUCACGAUAGCUUUCUGCGUGGACUACACGGUGUUGCGCAGUGUAGCAAAAUUGAGAAAAUUGGGGAAGAAAGGGAGAAAAGGAAAUAGAGAGGAACAUGGGACUGGAAUGGGAGACAGACAGAUAGUAAGAAGAGUGGGGCAGGGUACAGGGAGGGAGGUAUGAUACAGAGAGCGAGUGAGAGAGACAAAUGCACAUGAAGACAAAUGGGAAUACAGUGAAGAUGAAGCGAUAUUUUUUAGAUAGUUAUUAUGCUGUAAGGUCAUUAGAAAGAAAAUAAUUAUUAGAUAUGUCUACAUAAAAAAGUUUAAACACGCACCCACGCCCCCCUCCCCCACAAACACACCCACACACCCACAUCCACACACA
Penaeus monodon (black tiger shrimp) is the source of this 1395-nucleotide messenger RNA. Its product is annotated as neuronal acetylcholine receptor subunit alpha-10-like. Gene Ontology annotation, biological process: nervous system process; monoatomic ion transmembrane transport; signal transduction. Gene Ontology annotation, cellular component: membrane; neuron projection; synapse. Gene Ontology annotation, molecular function: transmembrane signaling receptor activity; neurotransmitter receptor activity; extracellular ligand-gated monoatomic ion channel activity. NCBI's taxonomy places the organism in Eukaryota, Metazoa, Arthropoda, Malacostraca, Decapoda, Penaeidae. The record is from RefSeq and is a predicted model, not a curated record. Bases 1 to 1191 code for a protein of 396 amino acids. The transcript has 7 exons.